This is a messenger RNA of Acanthopagrus latus (yellowfin seabream), 6206 nucleotides long. It is a transcript of the gene phldb2b, whose product is annotated as pleckstrin homology-like domain, family B, member 2b. Bases 204 to 4862 code for a protein of 1552 amino acids. The record is from RefSeq and is a predicted model, not a curated record. Gene Ontology annotation, biological process: regulation of microtubule cytoskeleton organization. Lineage: Eukaryota; Metazoa; Chordata; Actinopteri; Spariformes; Sparidae. The transcript is spliced from 26 exons. Gene Ontology annotation, molecular function: protein binding. Gene Ontology annotation, cellular component: basal cortex.
AUUGGCUGGAGCCGCCGGCUUUUUUCUUUUUUUUUUUUCUUCUUUUUUUUUUAACGUCUGUGUGCGUCUGUCUGUUUGUGCGUGUGUGAAUGUGUCAGAGGGUUAUAAGUCUUAUACCCAGGCGCCCACAUGCCGCACAGGGGAGAAGUGUCAGAAGAUUUCCGGGAUUUGUAGGAUCGUAAGAGCGUCCUGUCUCCUGCACGAUGACAGAAGUGGCCUGUCCCGCUUCUCUAAUGGACUCUGAGAUGAUGUUCCAACCAGAGUCGGAUCAGAUGUCUCCAAUUGAACCCAAGUCUCCGCCUCUGGACCUGAUCGACACAGGGAAGGGGCUGAAGGUCCAGACUGCCACUCCACAUCUGGUGAGCCUGGGCAGCGGGAGGCUGAGUGUGGCAAUCACCCUGCUGCCACUGAAAGAAGGGGUGACCCGCAUAGGCCGAGAAGAUGCGCCCGUUCCGCAAGACAUCACCAUCCAGGGGCCUGGCAUCGAGGCAGAGCACUGUCUCAUCUUCAAUGAAGGAGGGGUGGUGACCCUGGACCCCUGUGAUCACCUCUGCAGUCUGGAUGGAGUGCAGGUCACUGUGCCCACACCACUCACACAGGGUUAUUCCCUGUGUCUGGGUAAGUCCUAUUUCUUCCGGUUUAACCAUCCUGAGGAGGCCAGCAGAAUGAAGAGCAUGCUUCCUCAAAAGAGCCCCGUGUCCGCUUUGGCCUACAACACAGACUACCUGAAGUUUAGCAGCGACUAUAGCCAUGCAGUGGUGGGCGGCACCAGCAGUGCUCGGGGCAUGCGAUCAGCCUCUGAGCUCCGGGACUUGAUGGAUACCCUGCAGCGCAAGAAGAUUGCCCUGGAGAACAGUCUUAGAGCCAACGGGAAUGCCAACCCCUCCUACUUCAGUGUGACACAGUCUCCACCAACCACGCCUAUCACGAGUCCUGCCACAUCCUCGUCAGCCUACCAGGAACAGGCACGGCGUUUCUAUGGCACAGACCGUCCGCCCAUGUCUUUGAAAUCUGCUCCCCCUCUUUCCCCUGGACGACGAUCUGACCCCUCCUCUUCUCUGUCCUCCCGCAUCUCCACCGGUCGCAACCAGGACAACUUUAGUGAUAGCCGACGGAUGCACAACCCAGGCUCCUCUUCUUUACUGUCCACGUGGAAUGGUGGAGGCUCCUCUGUUUCCGUCGAUGGUAGCAGUAGCUACCUCCUCUCUCUCCCCCCUCCCUCCUCCUCAUCCCGCGCUCCCUCAGCUGGAGGUGCUGCCAGCAUGCCAUCAAGCCCCCGCCUUGGCCGCCGUAGCUUUGGCAACCAAGAGCCAUUGCCCAGCAGUCGAACCAGGAAAUACUCAGCAGGCUCGCUGAGUGGGCUGACAGGAGGAGGGCACAGCCGCUCUCUGCCGCGCCUCUGCCCUUCUCCAUCUCCCCGUGACAACAACAACGGUGUCCUGAGUUUGUCUACACUGCCCCCGCGGCGAUCCGACAUUGCUGGGGGUUACAAAUAUAGCAAAGAUCAUUACAACAGCCAGAAUGCCAGCCCUGACCUCAACCACAACUCCAGUAACUCCAGCAACUCCAGCCAGCUCUCCUCCAACAGGAAUCAAAUCCAGGCCACAACCCAGGGAGAAGGUGUUCUGUCCAUCUCCCUCUCCACCCCUAAGAACUUGCCCCCCACUACGCCCUCCAUCUCUUCCACAACUGCCCCACCUGAUGUGACCAUCCCAUCCAGGGCAGGAGGCCCCUCUUCACCCCGUGUCGCCAAAAAACUCAGCCUGACCUCCACUAGCUCCGUGGGCUCCAUCAGCUCCACGAGUUCCAGCCCCCCAGAAAUGGAACGGCAGGCUGGCCGUGGAGUCUCCCCGGGAAUGGAGCUGUAUUUAGGGGAGAAGGAGAGGCGAGGAGUCGGCCUGGAACUCACUGCUGCCCCAGGGCUCGGACUUGGAGAAAGGAGGUCUUCAUUUGGGAAGGCAGGGCUGGAACCUGGGAUGGGGCUGGGGGAAAGGAGGCAGUCAUUUGGAAAGGCAGGAGUGACCCCACCGGGGGGUUUCAGGGAAAGAAGGGGGAGUAUCAGCUCACUGAGUGGGAAGGAGGAGCUGACCGACUACCACCACCGCCAAAAAGAGGAGAGACUCCGUGAGCAGGAGGUGGAGAGACUGGAGCGACAGCGGCUGGAGACCAUCCUGUCCCUGUGUUCAGAGCUGGGCCGGGCUGACAGAGAUGGAGAUGGCAUGGCCACAAGUCCCACUUCAGCUGUGGCAGAUCUCCAGAAGAUCAACCAGGAGCUCGAGAAACUUCAACUGAAUGACGACGACGAUGACGACACACCAUCCGUCUUUUCGGACUCUUCGGCCAUCAAUGGAACAAUGGGGAAUGGUCACAUGGCCUCUCCCGGAUCAGAGAAUGGUUACUACGAUGACGAUCUACAGGUACGACGGAGGCGCAGCAGCGGCCACCGAGAUAACAGGGCAGAAUCACCUGCUGUCAGUCUGCGAAGCUUCGCCCCCUCACCGUCUCCACGUACACAGAGGACCAAUGAGGCUUUAGAUGAUGCAGCUCGUCGUCGUGGACAGGAAGUAAGGGCUUCGGAGGAGGAAGUGAGGCGUGUGGAAGAAGAGAGAAUCCAGGUGCUGAACAACAUGGAGGAGGUGGAGCAAAAGAUCAAAGAGCUGGACAAUCAAGUGGAGGAAUCUGCCCGAGAGGUGGAGGUUGAGCAAGCUCUGGUGGAGGCUGAGAUGGAGUCAGAGGUUGCUGCUCUCCAACAGGAAAAAGAUGCUCUUGAAGCACUUCACAACAAGAUGGCUGACCUAGAGACCAAGUCCCAACAGGAAAAAGAUAAGGCGUGUGAGUUGCUGCAGGCAGAGAGGGGCAGAGUAGAGAGGUUGGCUCAGAUUGUGUGUGAGCAGCGCUCCCAGCUGGACAGCUGCCCUGAGGCCACCAAGGAGCCCCUGCAGGAGCAGCUGGCCAGGGACUGUGAGGUGCUUGAGAUGGAGACAAAGCGUUUUGAGGACCUGGAGUUCCAGCAGCUGGAGCGAGAGAGCAGACAGGACGAGGAAAAGGAGACCCACACACAGCAGCUUCUCCGGGAGAUCGCAGACUACCAGCGGAGCACUGUCACUCGCAAGGAGCGACUCAUGACUCUCAAGAAGCAGGCAGCACAGAUUACCCAGCAGGCUCAGCGGGAGAAAGAGAGCUUCCUGAAGGAGAGGAGCAACCUUGAGGCAAUGCUGCAAAGGGAGAAAGAAAACCUCACCAUGCUGGAAAGAAAAUAUGCUGAACUCACUGGUGGACGGGGUUUCACGCUAAGAGAGGAUACGGCCUCUCUGGCUGAUGUAUGUCACUCUUUACACGAUUGUUGGCGUGACUCCGCCUCCACCACAAUUUCUCCUCCUCCAGUCAACUUGUGCGCCCUCUCCUCCUUCUUUUCCUCUAUUUCCCUCAAAAAUGCUGAGGGCUAUGUCACAGUCAGUGAAAUCAAUGAGCUUUACUCACAGCUUAGAGGGGAGCCUAAACCCACCUCUCACCCCACCCUGGCCAAUGCCUCUCCCGAGUCCGAGACAAACCCCUCCCCUGACGGCGACAAACCCAAACCACCAGAGGAUGAGCUCUGUCAUUCUUCUUCACCUGCCGACUGUCACUCCUCUUCCUCCUCUUCUUCUUCCUCUCAUCUAAAUCCCCGCCCCCUCCCCAAAGCACCCUCUGUGCAUUGGCCAGAGAACAUGGUGUCAUAUCGAGACCCUUCUCCUCUGCCUGACUCUCCCCCACCUCCCCUUCCUGUCAAAAAACACCAUCACCGACAGAGGCAGCAAUUCCGCUUGCUGGAAGAGAGGAGGAGGUCUGACAGAGAUGGUGGCUCCCAUCUAAGUGACACAUUACCCAGGAAGAAAACCACACCUGCCAUGACCCCUCACUUCAUGUGUGCAACACUGGGGCGCAGCUUCCCAAACAAGUCCCAUCAGCCACUGGUACAGAGCUCAAGUUGUGGCAGCAUUCUUCCAAGAAUGUUCUCCUUAUCCAACAAGGACACUGAACCUCGACGUUUGCAUAAAGGUCAGCCCGGCUCCAGAGCAGCCUCCCAGACCAACGUCUACCUCGAUUACCGUGACCAGGCCUUUGACACAAUGAGUGUGGACAGCACUGACUCCAUUGAAACCAGUGUCUCUGCUUGCUCACCUGACAAUGUCUCCAGUGCCAGUACUUCAAAUGUGGCCAAGCUAGAGGAGAUGGAGCGUCUGCUGAGGGAAGCCCAGAUGGAGAAGAGAAGUCUCCUCGAACACAAGGAGCGAGAGAUGGACAUGCGAAAGCAGGCGCUGGAGGACGAGCGGAGAAGAAGGGAGGAGCUGGAGAAGAGGCUACAGGAAGAGACGAGCAGACGUCAGAAACUCAUCGAGCGCGAAGUGAAACUGCGCGAAAAACAGAGGGCACAGUCCCGGCCACUGACACGGUACCUGCCUGUGCGAAAGGACGACUUCGACUUGCGGGCUCACAUUGAGUCGGCGGGCCACAGCACAGACACAUGCUUCCAUUUGUCCAUCUCUGAAAAGACGUGCCGUGGCUACUUGGUCAAAAUGGGAGGCAAAAUCAAAACCUGGAAGAAGCGCUGGUUUGUCUUCGACCGCAACCGACGCACACUCUCCUACUAUGCAGAUAAGCAUGAAGCCAAGCUGAAAGGAGUCAUCUACUUCCAAGCAAUUGAAGAAGUGUAUUAUGAUCACUUGAAGAAUGCACAUAAGAGCCCAAACCCGUCCCUGACCUUCAGUGUGAAGACUCAUGACAGGGUCUACUACAUGGUUGCUCCUUCUCCUGAGGCCAUGAGGAUCUGGAUGGAUGUGAUCGUCACAGGUGCUGAGGGCUACACCCAGUUCAUGGUGUAGUGAAGGGGCAGGAAUUGCCUCCGUGCUUCAAUUCUUUGCGGCUCUAAAGACUACAUUUUUCUAUUCCUUCUUUCUCUUUGGACUUUUUUAAUGUCUGGUGGGAUGUUAUCGCCAUCAAUGCUGAAGAAUGAACAUAGUUCCUGUUGUUUAGGGACAGCAGCUUUUAUAUAACUUUGCAACCAUUUAUCUGCGUCAUUUGCAAGAGGGGCAGGUUUAACAAUCACACAUGGCUCAUUCAUGCAAAAUUGUCAAUUGAAAAGAUCUGAAGCAUGCUAUGGUGCACCACUGUGCUCUGGAGUGAGCCCUGGUGCAACUCAUGGGUUUUGCUCAAGUGUAAAAGGACUUUAAUGUUUUUUAAAAAAAAUGUUUACUUGACUUUAAUUUUAUGUGAACAGAGAGAAGAGCAGAUCGCGAUCCAGCUGCUCACCUCUAGACAUGAGGAGCUUUUUCACAAAUGAUUGUUUUAUGUGGGGGGAACUCUUUCUAUGUCAUCAUAAACAUCAACUAAGAAUACCUAAGAGUGAAUCAGUAGUUGGGUUGAAUUGGCAUACAAAGCCUAAACAGUUUAUACAUGUCAUGAAUGAAUUUGUGGUCAAUUUGCGAUGGGUUUAAUUUUCGACCAUUUCCUGUGUACAUAAUAAUAAUGUAUAUUAUUAAUUUAGUAGUUAGUUAGGCAAAACAUUUUAAUUUUCUAUUUUCUUUCUCUUUUUUUCCAUCUUCAUUUACAAUCCGAUUCCAAGAAAUGCUGUGUAAAAACUCUAACAGGAUGUGAUCAUUUUCAAAUCCUUUUUGAAAUUUACUCUGAAACUGAAAAUAAUCCCAACACAGUAUACUCAAAUAAAAAAACACCUGAUUUGACAGAUAAACAGGUUGACUGGUAGCACGGGAUAGUAUUAAGAUUGGUUAUGAAAGGGGCAUCCACUUUGUGAAACACAUGAUUGUAUAAAGGAUAUAGCUACAUGGGUUUGGGAACACUUUUUUGUAAAGCAAGAGUUUGUAAAUGACUGCAUUCUGUUUUUAUUCAGGUACACAGCGUCCCAACUUUUUUUGGAAUCCGGGUUGCAAUUUCCUGUAUCGUUACUGUGGCAUUCUCAGGUCUUAAGUGUGUGCAUGGAUGUGCAUGCAUGCAUCCAAUGAUCACGUGUGAAUUUAGACACAUAAGUGCCGAAGAAGUGCCUGUUUUGCGUGCAUACGCUCCAAGGUGCUAUUCUUACAUGGUGAUUGACGCUAAUAAGCCAAGCCACACCCGUCAUGUAAAUCUUUUAAUGCGGUGUAAUAAUACACUCCAUGAUCAGUGAUUUAUCAGUCAUUUUUUAAAAAGGUUUUGCUGGUCUGGUUUUACAA